Molecule: messenger RNA, 411 nt
Organism: Knipowitschia caucasica
Lineage: Eukaryota; Metazoa; Chordata; Actinopteri; Gobiiformes; Gobiidae
Source: the annotation of a GenBank genome assembly
AUGAUAGAAAGAUCAGAGAACACACCCACGGCUGCAGACAGUGGGUUCUGGAGCAGUGCUAAUGGCCGCUCAUGUCGGACUGCGGAGCGCCCAGCUCUGGUGGUGUCCCUCAGGGCUCUGUACUCUGUCCGUCUGACUUCACCUCUGUCCUGCAGUGAAAACCACAAUGUGAAAAUCAACGGGUGGUGUGUGCGAGCCGGGCCCCUCCAGUGUGACGAGGUGGUGGUACCUGUGGCUCUGCGAUGGCACCACUCAGCGGCUAUAAAAAACUGUAAAACUGUAAAACUGUCGGACGGAGCGCAGACCCCGGGGCCCAGCGCUAAGCCCCCUCUAACUGCCACACUUCACUCCUGCUUUGGUGCUGCUAAAACCCCUCCAUGUUCUGUGGUCAGCGGCAUUACCACACCGUAA